Penicillium angulare is the source of this 1152-nucleotide messenger RNA. Its product is annotated as Mo25 family protein. The transcript is spliced from 5 exons. NCBI's taxonomy places the organism in Eukaryota, Fungi, Ascomycota, Eurotiomycetes, Eurotiales, Aspergillaceae. Gene Ontology annotation, molecular function: protein serine/threonine kinase activator activity. Gene Ontology annotation, biological process: intracellular signal transduction. Bases 1 to 1152 code for a protein of 383 amino acids. The record is from RefSeq and is a predicted model, not a curated record.
AUGGCUUUCUUUUUUAAUCGAGGCCGGUCACGGCAACCAGCAGAUGUUGCUCGCUCUACCAAAGAAUUGCUUUUGAGAAUUCAAGAGACUCCCAACAUGCCCAAGGCCGAAGAGGAGCUAGCAAAACAACUUAACCAUAUGAAAGUGGUAGUCCAGGGAACACAAGAGGUCAACACAUCACCGGACCAGGUCCACGCCCUCGUACAAGCAACCCUCCAAGAAGACCUUCUCUACGAUUUAUCGCGCAUGAUCCACUUGCUUCCCUUUGAAGCUAGAAAAGAUACCCAGACCAUUUUUUCCCACAUUCUUCGUUUCCGACCUCUUAAUUAUGCGCCGGACAAAGACCCGCCUGUUAUUUCAUACAUCGUCCACCAUCGACCCGAGGUCCUGGUUGAGCUAUGUCGGGGUUAUCAUCAAAGCCAGAGUGCAAUGCCCUGUGGGGUAAUAUUGCGAGAGGCACUCAAGUUCGAUGUCGUUGCUGCAGUGGUGUUAUAUGAUCAGUCUCAUGAUGGGGAACCGGCAGUACGACUCUCCGAUUUGAAGCCAAACCUUCCCCAGAAAGGCGACGGCAUUUUUUGGAAUUUCUUUGAUUGGAUUGAUAAGAGCAACUUUGAAGUCAGCGCAGACGCAUUCACGACAUUCCGAGAGAUUCUUACCCGACAUAAAAAUCUUGUGACGGCCUAUCUGGCCACCAAUUUUGAAUUGUUUUUUGGGCGAUUCAACGAUAUACUUGUGCAGUCGGACUCUUAUGUGACAAAGCGUCAAAGCAUUAAGCUCCUCGGCGAAAUCCUGUUGGACCGUGCGAACUACAAUGUCAUGAUGGCUUAUGUGGAAAGUGGAGAUAACUUGAAGCUAUGUAUGAAGCUCCUGCGGGACGAUCGCAAGAUGGUGCAAUAUGAGGGGUUCCACGUUUUCAAGGUGUUUGUAGCUAACCCGAACAAAUCGGUGGCCGUGCAACGUAUUCUCAUUAAUAACCGGGACCGGCUAUUGCGUUUUCUCCCUAAAUUCUUGGAGGAUCGCACUGAUGAUGACCAAUUUACGGAUGAAAAGAGUUUCCUUGUUCGACAGAUUGAGCUUUUACCUAAAGAACCUGUUGACCGGAGACCAACCCGAGAUGCACAAUCCGGAGCCAACACGACUGCUGUGGCUUAA